Molecule: messenger RNA, 2310 nt
Organism: Marasmius oreades (fairy-ring Marasmius)
Lineage: Eukaryota; Fungi; Basidiomycota; Agaricomycetes; Agaricales; Marasmiaceae
Exons: 10
Coding region: 9-1979 (656 amino acids)
Cellular component (GO): nucleus
Molecular function (GO): ATP binding; nucleic acid binding
Source: RefSeq, a predicted model, not a curated record
GCGGAGAGAUGUUGUUGCUAUCCCACGGUUGCUCUCCAUAUUCAUCCCACUAUCUCGGCUGCAAAAAAUUUCCUAUUCGCUUCACGCAUGCAGCAAAAAUUUUCUAUCGUACCGGCGAUGAUUUCUCAUUCGAAAAACACAGUGGGGAGGUCAUCCUCUCUCGCACCCAAGUCUUCGCGCAGGGGAAAACGAAAGCAAAACAGCGAUAUCUGAAACGGAAGAAAGAACGUAGGAAACACAAGAAAGUGCAACCCAAGCAUGGUGAGGGAACCGCAAGAAACGAGAUCGAAGAAGACGAAGAGAGUGAUUUGAAUGAGGAUGUUGAGGAUAAGGUCGAUGUAAUGGAGGUUGAUGAAGAUCAUACCGAACUCCCGAUGUCGAUCGAAAAACCUUCCAAAGAACCAAGGCUCGAAAAGCGGCUCAAGAAACGCCGUAAACUUAAAAUUUCUCCAGAAGAGAGUGCCGGGCAGUCCAUUGAAAAGGACGAGGGAGGAGCUGCGCAACACGAAGAAACAGAGUACGAAGUCCCAGAGGCCUCUGCCCCAAGUCGAUCACUAUCUCCAGCAGCAGCCCUACCGUCGUUCCCACUCCCAUCCCUACCCGAUGCACCCACGCAGUCUGCCUUAGCUCUUCAAGGUUUGGACCAGGCUCUCAUGGACGCAGAGGUUGUAGACCCAAGCAUCGUUCUACCGAUCUCCCGGCAAGGAGGCACGGCAACGGGUUUGAGUGAAAAGAUGCAGAAAACGCUACAAGAGCUGGGAAUAACCGAGUUAUUUGCCGUUCAGACUGCCUUACUGCCUUUCCUCCUACCCAGCGACCCAUGGCAGAAGUCGCUUUAUCAACCCUAUAAUCCACCCCGGGAUGUGUGCGUUUCAGCACCCACUGGAAGCGGGAAAACACUUGCCUAUGCUGUUCCCAUCGUGGAGAUCCUAAGCAGCCGGAUAGUCACUCGUUUACGCGCCCUGGUCGUUUUGCCCACUCGGGACUUAGUUGCUCAGGUCCGAGAGACAUUUGAAGCCAUCAGCAAAGGACGAGGAUUGAAGAUUGGAAUCGCAACAGGACAACACUCCUUUACCCACGAGCAAUCACAUCUUGUCGCCGAUAGAACGUCAAGCCUGCUAGGUGGUUCCAGCAAGGUCGACAUACUUAUUUGCACUCCGGGAAGACUCAUUGACCAUCUCACGGGAACCCCCAAUUUCUCGUUGCAACACCUAAGGUUUUUGGUUAUCGACGAGGCCGAUCGUCUACUUGCGCAAUCAUACCAAGAUUGGCUAAUUCAAAUUUUGGCAGCCACCCGCCCACCCAAACCGAGUGCCCACUACCUUCUAGAAGACCUGGUCAAAGACGCAAACUCCUUGUGGGAAAAGGCCCAAUCGAGGUCGCGUGCAAGGCAUGAUGCUCUCAAUCCUGCUUUCCUGCACCUUCUCCCUUAUCCUGACUGUCCCUCUUUCCUACCCGAAAAAAAGGAGAUUUCUUGUCAGAAACUCUUGUUCUCUGCAACCCUUACUCGCGACCCUGCUAAACUCGCUUCGCUGGAGCUCAGGGAUCCGAAGUAUUUUGUCGUACAUCGUACUCCUGAGAAGGGAGAUGUUCUCGACAACAGCGUACUUGACGUGGUUACUGAGAGAUUUACAUUCCCGGAAACCUUGAAGGAACAUAUGAUCGUGUGCGAAACCGCGAAGAAACCACUGAUUCUUUUACACCUUAUCCACCAACACCACAUUGCCAAUGCCCUCAUCUUCACCAAGUCCGCUGAAUCCACCGCGAGACUUGUGCAAUUAUUCGAUUUCUUCGAGCAAGCACGGACCAGCACUGGCGGUGGCGCCAAUAACAGACCGCGAAUCUCUGUUCGGGCUUACUCCAGCGAUCUCGGUGCCGCUGAGCGUAAAUCAAUACUUGGUAAUUUCAAAGACCAGGAAAUCGAGAUGUGCGUGCCUCUGUUCUGGAAAGUGAUUCCCCUCAUCGGCCGCACUGCUUAGAUUGAUUUGCUCCGAUUUGAUAUCUCGAGGAAUUGAUAUCAGUCACGUAGCACAUAUUAUCAGCUAUGAUGCGCCAAUUGACAUGCGGAAAUACGUUCACCGGGUUGGAAGAACGGCAAGAGCUGGCAAGAACGGUGAAGCAUGGACACUGGUGGAAGAACAAGAGGCACGAUACUUCAAAACCAUGGUGAAAAACGCGAGUCACCUCGAAAAGGUCAAGAGAGAGCGGGUGAGAGAGCAGGACCUUGCUGCCUUUCUACCCCAUUAUGAAAGUGCGUUGACGCAGCUGAAAGAAGUAUACUCACGACAGUGAAAAAAGUAGAGUAUUGUU